Molecule: messenger RNA, 4841 nt
Organism: Anguilla rostrata (American eel)
Lineage: Eukaryota; Metazoa; Chordata; Actinopteri; Anguilliformes; Anguillidae
Gene: pafah1b1a
Product: platelet-activating factor acetylhydrolase 1b, regulatory subunit 1a
Exons: 11
Coding region: 284-1516 (410 amino acids)
Biological process (GO): retrograde axonal transport; brain morphogenesis; vesicle transport along microtubule
Cellular component (GO): neuron projection; nuclear envelope; kinetochore
Molecular function (GO): dynein complex binding; microtubule plus-end binding
Source: RefSeq, a predicted model, not a curated record
GCGAAGGUAGGUGUGCGCAUGCCCGCAUUCAGAAGGCGAAUGCGGUACUGAAAACAAGGAUCGCUGGAGAUACAAGGCGGUGAGCCGGUCAGACCAAACAUAUUGCUCUGUUGAACGAAACAUACAUCUCACCCAGUUCAACGUGAGUGUCAGAACAAGCUAAUGAAAUAGAGGAGACACCAUAGGAUGAACUGAAGGCCCUGCUGGAGAGACUGCCGCUGGCCUUCGAGGGAUCCCGGCGCGAGGACCAGGAACUGACAGCUUCACCUCCACCUGCUGCACCAUGGUGCUGUCCCAAAGACAGAGGGACGAGCUGAACCGAGCGAUAGCGGACUAUCUCCGCUCCAAUGGCUACGAAGAGGCUUACUCCGUCUUUAAGAAGGAGUCCGAGAUGGAUAUGAACGAAGAGCUGGAUAAGAAAUAUGCCGGACUUUUAGAGAAGAAAUGGACCUCUGUCAUCAGGCUACAGAAGAAGGUGAUGGAAUUGGAAUCCAAGCUGAAUGAAGCGAAAGAGGAGAUCACUCUGGGCGGGCCCAUCACGCAGAAGCGGGACCCCAAGGAGUGGAUCCCGCGCCCCCCAGAGAAGUACGCUCUGAGCGGCCACCGCAGCCCCGUCACCCGGGUCAUCUUCCACCCCGUCUUCAGCGUCAUGGUGUCUGCCUCCGAGGAUGCCACCAUCAAGGUGUGGGACUAUGAGACGGGGGACUUUGAGCGCACGCUGAAGGGACACACGGACUCUGUGCAGGACAUCUCCUUUGACCAGACCGGGAAGCUGCUGGCCUCCUGCUCCGCCGACAUGACCAUCAAACUCUGGGACUUCCAGGGCUUCGAGUGCAUCAGGACCAUGCAUGGACAUGACCACAAUGUGUCGUCUGUAGCCAUCAUGCCCAACGGAGACCAUAUAGUGUCGGCCUCCAGGGACAAAACCAUUAAGAUGUGGGAGGUAGCAACGGGGUACUGCGUGAAGACGUUCACGGGGCACCGGGAGUGGGUGCGCAUGGUGAGGCCCAAUCAGGAUGGCUCGCUGCUGGCCAGCAGCUCCAACGACCAGACGGUGCGGGUGUGGGCGGUGGCCUCCAAGGAGUGCAAGGCGGAGCUGCGGGAGCACGAGCACGUGGUGGAGUGCAUCUGCUGGGCCCCCGAGAGCGCCCACCCCACCAUCCUGGAGGCCACGGGGUCAGAGGUGAAGAAGAGUGGGAAGCCGGGCCCCUUCCUCCUGUCAGGAUCCAGAGACAAAACCAUCAAGAUGUGGGAUGUGAGCACGGGCAUGUGCCUUAUGACUUUGGUCGGCCAUGAUAACUGGGUGCGGGGUGUGCAGGUUCACCCUGGCGGCCGCUUGGUGCUGAGCUGUGCUGAUGACAAGACUUUACGCAUCUGGGACUACAAGAACAAGCGCUGCAUGAAGACCUUGUGUGCCCACGAGCAUUUCGUCACCUCUCUGGAUUUCCACAGGUCAGCGCCGUACGUCGUCACUGGCAGCGUAGAUCAGACUGUAAAAGUGUGGGAAUGCCGCUGAUCGUCUCUGCCAGGCCACGCCCACGCCCCGCCCCGCCGGAUGCCCUCAGUCCCCCCAUGGUUACGCCCAUCGAUCUCUGUUUAAAAUAACUAUCGUCCUUUUAUGUAAAUUAUUCUCGAUGUAGAUUGAGCUAUUAAAUGUUACACGGAAAAAAAAAGUAUUCUUGCAUGGUGAAUCCAAAAUUGUAUACUGUAAAACUGACAUAAACUUUGUCUAGGAGUACCAUAGGUUUAACCAGCCUGAGCACCCGCGGCCCUGGAGCGGUGACACUGAUACUGGCGAUUAACGCCGGGCACUAAACUUAUAACUUGAUGACCGUGUCCUUUCUCACGUGUUCCAUUUGCUCUGUAUAUAUAUAUAUUUUUUAAUUUAGGAUUUUUUUUUCUUUCUCUUGAUUGUGGUUGUCUGUGAUGCGCCCCUGUUGUGGGACGGGAGCAGGGAGGGGGGAGGGGGGAGGGGGAGGGGGGUGUGUGGGCUUGCUGGGGCACCCGCUCACACUUCCCUCACGUUCCAUCCAGACCAGCGGCACAGGCUUUCUUUCGUUGUCAUGGUGAACGUCUCACAGAUUCGAACCUGACGGAGGUGGGUCAGAAACUGCAGCGCGAAAUAAUUAGGGGGUUAUUGGGAAGGAGAGGGGGCGGGGUGGGGCGGUUGUCCAGUUUGGCUCGUUUUAGGCCACAAAGGACGUUUGAAAAGGCGCCCCGUGUCUUUUGCACGCACGGAGUACAGGCAGCGCUGUGGCUCCGCCUGCUGCUGUAGUUGGGCGGGCUGUGGGAGGGGCCUGGCACAAUGUGGGCGGAGUUACUUGCGUAGUAUGACGCGGUUGUGGAGCCUUGCCCCUCCGCAGCUAUUUGGCAAAAGGAUACGAGAGGGUUCCCGAAAAUAAGACUCCCAUUUUUAGAAAAUACAGAAGCAAGAAGUGUGACUGCUGGAGCACACAAAUAGGAAGGGAAUUUACCGUAUUACUUCUAAUAAUCAGUCCCUCACCUCUGAGGCUCCUGCUGCUGGGCGGUUUUUGUUUGUUGGUGGAGCUAUUAGCAUACGUGUAAAUCUUUGUGUCCAUAGGGCAUUCAGCUGCAUAAAUGUUUGUGGCUCACUGCUGUCUUCGGAGAGCAGUUGGCAGAUGAUACAAAUGUACAUUCCAUUAUGUGACGUGGCUUCGCUAAGCUAGCUCGCUGGCCUUUACUGGCCUGUAUGAGAUAAGGUUGCUCGCUGUGGUUUAGUGAGCCUGGUUAUGCUAAAUUAGCUUGCUCUGGAUUACCAAGCCUAAUCACGCCGAGCUUUGCUGGAGUUAACUGGACUAAGCUAGCUUGCCGGGGUUUACCAGCCUAUGAGCGCUAAGCUAGUUUGCCAGGGUUUACCGGCUUAUAAGCGUUAAACUAGCUUGCCGGGGUUUACUGGCCUAGAAGCGCUAAGCGAGCUUGCUGGGGUUUACCAGCAUACAAGUGUGAAACUAGAUUGCCGGGGUUUUCCUGGCCUUCAAGCGCUAAGCUAGCUUGCCAGGGUUUAACGGUCUACAAGCGCUAAGCUAGCUUGCCAGGGUUUAACGGCCUACAAGCGCUAAGCUAGCUUGCCAGGGUUUAUACGGCCUAUAAGCGCUAAGCUAGCUUGCUGGGGUUUACUGGCCUAGAAGCGCUAAGCUAGCUUGCCAGGGUUUAACGGCCUACAAGCGCUAAGCUAGCUUGCCAGGGUUUAUACGGCCUAUAAGCGCUAAGCUAGCUUGCCAGGGUUUAUACGGCCUAUAAGCACUAAGCUAGUUUACGGGGGUUUACCAGCCUACACACGUUAAGCUAGCUUGCUAGUGUUGCCUGGCGUACACGCUGUAUCUCCCAGCUACAUUGAGGGAGAGGUGAGAGAGCGUUGAUUCUGUCUUUCUGCACGUUGCUGUCUUUUAUGGGUACAGUGGCUAUAGAUAUUAAGUGCAUAGCAGGCUAGAUGGCUGGAUAUAUCUUGCUUUAGAGAUUCUGCCUGUGUAACAAUACCAAAAUGUGUGCUUGACUGCAUUGUCUAUUUAAGGGCAGUGUUUAUUAGAAGCAAUACGGUACUCAAAGCCUGACCAAGUGACUAGCACCAUUUCCGCAAGCGUAAAUUUAGCUUGAUUCUGAAUUUUGAAAAAUGGUUAAUGAAAUAAGUUGUAUGUGCAUAAAAAUCUAAACUAGUCGACCAAUUGCUGGACCUUACGAGUUUUUUUGUCGAGCAAAAAGUUUGCGAGAAUGCAAGAGGUGCAUUAUUGCUCAUGGAAGUGAUGUAACUGGCAGUGGCAGCUUGUGCUAUCGUGUGAGGCUUGCUCUAAUUGUGAUUAAGCCCGUUUAGAAACUGUGGUCUCUGUGGACUGUAAGCGAUCAGUGAAUUAGCCGUGGCAUUCUUAUCCAAAUGCUGCUUUAGAAUGGGCGCCAGUGUCCGAACUCAGCUGUGCUUCUGUCCUCUUUACAACUCUAAAGAUGCUCGGUCAUGCGUGUGCACGUGCAGCCCCGCCCUCUCUGACGUGUUACCGCCGUCCGAUUGGUGGAUGGUCCUCGGAUUUGUUGAAGGUAGCGAAUAGGGGGAUUUGUUGGAGAGCAGCCUCCCCCGCAGGGCUGCAGUGAGCGGUCUCUGGUCCAGAGAAAAUGAACGUGUAGCCUUUUCGUUUUAAUGAGUGUAAUUAUGAGCAGCGCGCGACCAUGGACCAGCACAGGGGAGCCAGCUCCACCUGCAGACGAAGCAGGGCCUUUACCUAUGAAUCCCUCCUCAUCUGAGGCACGUAGGUAGUUACCCAGUGGUUGGGAAGAGGUGGGUGGAUGGAUAUUGAAGAGUUGGGUGUGGAAGUGGAAGAGGUGAGUGUGUGGGUGUUGAAGAGGAAGAGGUGGGUGGGUUGGUGUUGAAGAGCAGGAGGUAGUCUGGGGAGGGUGUAGUGAGCAGGAGAGUUCCCUCUCCGUGGGGCGAUGCUGUCCCAUGUUACCCAGAGUUCAUUUUGUCCGUAACUGCACCUGUCCUUCAUAUACCCCAAACCACAGUCACAUGACGGAGCCGAGAUUAUAGGCUUCCCUCUCACCUGCUUGGAGGCGGAGCUUCCUCCAUCACCUGGUUACACACAUAGGAAUCUAGGUCUUUACCCCAGUGUGAAUCCCUGGCCUGUACUGCAGGGGAGACAGACAGACAGUCACUGUGCUGCCGGCACGUCUGUCUGUCUGUCUGUCCGUGCUCUCCUAUGUAAAGACUGAACUUCUGACUCGCUGCUCCUGUGGGAUUUUCACGUCACACUGUCUCAAUGUCCACACAGCAACUUGUUAACAGUAUGUAUGGAUGUCAUUGUUUGCAACAUAAUUAAAAAAUUCAUCUGUAAAAA